UCGGUUUCUCUCCUCUUCUCCAUUCCUUCUUUCACCUGUUCUGUAUUUUUGCAACUUUGAAGAAGAUCCCAAAACUCUAUUAUAUUGUUUGUUGUUUCUUCCUCUUCCUCCUCCUCCUCUUCCUCCUCCUCCUCCUCCUCAAGGAUGAAUACAGGUAAUACCCCCCGCCUUCUUCAGCAUCCUAGCCAUGAACAUGACCUGGUCUUGCAAGAGCUGAGCGAAACUUUCAGCUGUGAAUGCCAUAUCUGCAAUUUCUACACAGAAGGCGGUCCGGCCUACCAUUGCGUGGACUGUGAGUUCUUCCUCCACAAAUCAUGUGCCGAAAUGCCACCCGAGAUGCAACAUCCCUUUCAUCCACAGCACCCGCUGGCGCUUACUAUAUCUUCAAGAAAGGAUUACGGCUGUGGCGGGUGUGGUGACUUUGUAAUUAACAAAUAUCGUUACCAAUGCGAUGGCUGCCGUGUAGCCUUGCACUUGGGAUGUGCAGCUGCAACUCUCCCUCCUGAAGAAGAAAAGCAUAAGGACGAGCAAAAGCACCAGGACAAGGACCACCACGAGGAGGAGAUGAUUGAGCACUUUGCUCACGACCAUCCUCUUGCAUCCUUCCACGUGGAUGUGCCAAAUUAUAUCAGAUGCAAGGCAUGCAAAGAGCGGAUCUCCGGUCGCGUUUAUGGUUGCCGUGCCUGCAUAUUCAUGCUGCACGAAUCUUGCGCUCUGGCACCCCGAGAGAUAAUGAAUCAUCCUUUUCAUCCACAGCACCCGCUCACCUUACUUGUCGAUUCCGACCCUACCUUUCGAUGCAAAGUCUGCAAGAGGUACUGUUUCUCCUCAUACAACUGUAAUGAAUGUGGUUUCAUUCUUGAUAUGGAAUGUGCUGUUUCCAUUGUGCAUCCUCCACAAGAUGAUGAGAGUCGUAGCACAGACAAUAGGCGAGAUCAGAUCCAUCAUUUUUCCCACCCCCACCAACUGACAUCUUUACACGCAAAAGCAGAGCUACGUGCCAUAUGCGAAUUUUGCCCACAAAAAAUAUCCAGUGAUUUUUACUGUUGCCCUGGCUGCCCUUUCCUGCUCCACCAAUCGUGUGCCGAGUUGACACAAGAGAUAGUGCACCCUCUUCAUCAGGACCACCCUCUCAUUUGGCAAGAAGGUCGUCCUGAUUGCUCUCUCUGCUCUUCGAAGCAUACCACCUGGUUCGGAUUCGAGUGUAAAGAGUGUCUUUUUGGCCUUCAUGUGGGAUGUGCUGUCCAAUCUCUCUCUGCUACAAAAGAUGAAUUUACUCUUUACAGUAAGCUUUUCCAUGAGCACCCUAUGAAGCUUCAGUAUUUCAAGGGAUAUAUAUCAAAUUGUAUUGUCUGUGAGUGGCCUCUUAGAGGUCUAGGUUAUGCCUGUCAAGAAGGUUGCCGCAGGUUCGUCCAUAAUACAUGUGCUACACCCAGACUUGAAUCGGAACACCCUAUUCACCCACAACAUCAGCUCAUUCUUCAUAAAGGGAAAUUCUAUAGAUCCCUUCCUUGCUUUGCAUGUCUUCAAGUUAUAUCUGGUGGAUUCACCUUUUACUGUGAUCAUUGUGAGAUCCAGUGCCACCCACGCUGUCUUAGGACGCCAACUCUGAAGCAUCAGCGUCACGAGCACAGCCUAAUCUAUUUCAGAGGGAUGGACAAGAAGCUACACAAUAUGCCAUGCAAUGUGUGUUACAAUGAUUGCAGGAUUGACUUCUACCGCUGUGUUCCGUGCAACUAUAAUCUUCACUUCAUUUGCUUGCCUCUGCCCCCUUCCGUUAAACACGAAUUCCACUUCCAUCCGCUGGUGCUCCGUGAUAGAGUUGUCGAUGAACAUUAUGAUUAUGAGGAGCAAUACUGCGACUUGUGUGAGACCCUCAGGAACCCAGAACUUGGUGUCUAUUAUUGCGAGGAGUGUAAUUAUGCUGCUGAUAUCGACUGCGUCAUCCCCAAGGUAAAUCUCGAGAAAAGAAGACAAGUGGAAGAACUUAUGCUCAAGAAACUGGAUAAAGAUAUUUCCAAAGAAGAAGCAGAAAUACUGUCACUGGAGGAAAAAUUGGAAAAACUGAAGGAAAAAUUGGAAACGUCAAUGAAAAAUCUGGUGGAACUCAAGAAAAAGAGAGAAUGGGCGCUAUGGCAAGCAGAGUCGAACAGGGAAUGAAUGUGGAGUCACACAAUGAUUUCUCUUGCCGUAUCGUUCAUCCUAAUAGGGAUGUCACUUAUCCAUUGGUCAAAAUAGACAUUAUUCAUUAUGUGCUGCUAUUUGCAGUCGAUUUUGUUCUUUGCUUGUUCUGAUUAUGGCCUAAAGUUACUUUUUAAGGACCAGAUUAUGAAAAAUCAAGUGUUCGAGUACUUCUGAAAAGUCAAUUUUGUGAUCGGCACUCUCGUGAGUUCCUAUACACUUUCUUUACUUGUCCAUAUAUUCAUUAGCCAACGCAGAUAGUCUCCACCGAGCUCGGAUGAACAAGGAAGGAGUCUAGGAUGGGGAUGAAAUCGGAGUCCCAUG
Punica granatum (pomegranate) is the source of this 2505-nucleotide messenger RNA. Lineage: Eukaryota; Viridiplantae; Streptophyta; Magnoliopsida; Myrtales; Lythraceae. The record is from RefSeq and is a predicted model, not a curated record.